AAUUAAAACGCGGUCUAGAUUAUGCCACGUGUUAUUAAUAUGACGUGGCAUCCGACGUGGCACAACCUAAAUCCCCGUAAUUGAUUCUCUCUCUCUCUCUCUCAGUGAGUCAACUCGUUCUCUUUUGUUUCUCUCCGUUUCAAGAUUUUCUCUGUUACUCAUCUCAAAAAACGCGAAUUUGCCGUGAAAGUGAAACGCAAAUCACUAUAUUUUUUUUGGUAAAUAAACGCAAAUCACUAUAUUGUUUUUGGAUUUUGUGUUUGUGUUUUAUGGUGAUUUUGGAUUUGGAAGAAUCGUUGCCAUGAAUGGAAAUAUCGGAGGAAAGGUUCCGAUUGGGGAAUGUAAAGCGACUGUAGUUUACAUGUCCGGUUACUUACCAGGUGCUGCGCCGGAGAAAUCCCCAAUUCUCUCUCCUGUUCCCGUACGGUUACCGGCGGCUGUCCACGGAGGAGAUUCGUGGAAAGAUGUAUGUGGCGGCGGUUGUGGAUUCGCUAUGGCUAUUUCAGAGAAGGGCAAGCUUAUAACUUGGGGUUCUACUGAUGAUGAAGGACAGAGCUAUGUGGCUUCUGGAAAGCAUGGGGAAACUCCAGAGCUGUUCCCUCUUCCCACGGAGGCUCCAGUCGUUCAGGCUUCUUCAGGAUGGGCACAUUGUGCUGUUGUAACAGAGGCUGGUGAAGCAUUUACUUGGGGUUGGAAGGAGUGCAUUCCAUCAAAGGAUCCUGUUGGAAAGCAGCAGAGUGGCUCGAGUGAGCAAGUGAGUCAACCAUCACAAGGUUCAAAUGCAGCUAGUGGUAUGACACUACAGAAUGAGACCCGAAAGGUAGGGGAGGAUUCAGUGAAGCGGAGACGGGUUUCAACUGCCAAAGAUGAAACCGAAGGCCAUACAUCUGGAGGCGACUUCUUUGCUACAGCACCUUCACUUGUGAGUGUUGGCCUUGGAGUGAGGAUCACCAGUGUUGCUACUGGUGGCCGACAUACUCUGGCAUUGUCAGUUUCAGAUAUAGGACAGAUUUGGGGUUGGGGAUAUGGAGGCGAAGGUCAACUAGGAUUGGGUUCCCGGAUUAAAAUGGUGUCGUCUCCUCAUCUAAUACCUUGCCUUGAAUCAAUUGGAUCUGGGAAAGAAAGAUCUUUCAUAUUACAUCAAGGAGGAACAACAACCACGUCUACUCAAGUUUCAAGAGAACCUGGUCGGUACAUCAAGGCCAUUUCUUGUGGAGGUCGUCAUAGCGCGGCAAUUACAGAUGCUGGAGGGUUAAUAACUUUUGGCUGGGGGCUCUAUGGACAGUGUGGCCACGGAAACACAAAUGACCAGUUAAGGCCCAUGGCUGUGUCAUCAAUGAAGAGUGUUCGGAUGGAAAGCGUAGCAGCUGGAUUGUGGCACACUAUUUGCAUCUCUAGUGAUGGUAAAGUGUAUGCCUUUGGUGGAAACCAAUUUGGGCAACUGGGAACUGGCACUGAUCAUGCUGAGAUAUUACCGAGGUUGCUGGGUGGCCAGAAUUUGGAGGGCAAAUAUGCGAAAGCAGUUAGUUGUGGCGCGCGGCAUAGUGCGGUUUUGGCAGAAGAUGGUCAGUUGCUAUGCUGGGGAUGGAACAAAUAUGGACAGCUGGGUCUAGGGGACACGAAUGACCGGAGCAUUCCUACACAAGUCCAGCUCGAUGGCUGCAGACUGAGAAAAGUGGCGUGUGGAUGGUGGCAUACAUUACUACUAGCAGAUAUACCUACUUGAGUUUUCCCAACCAAUCACCAAAUCCUCGAUAGACAUUUCUGGGUUUUUUUAGCCUUAUGAAAGAGAUUGCCUCUAGGUUUGACGCUGUACAUACAUACAGACAGGCUUUUUGCUGUGUAUGUAUUUUCUUCUUCAAUCUUUCCCCGUCUUCAUGUUUUUUUCUUAGGGAGAGAGCUUUGACUUUGUAGUUUGUAUUGUGUAACGUGGGAAAAUUGCGGAACAAAGAAUAAAACGGUUUGCUACGAAAUAAACUAAGCAUCAAUCACUCA
Molecule: messenger RNA, 1995 nt
Organism: Arabidopsis lyrata subsp. lyrata
Lineage: Eukaryota; Viridiplantae; Streptophyta; Magnoliopsida; Brassicales; Brassicaceae
Product: ultraviolet-B receptor UVR8
Exons: 11
Coding region: 302-1726 (474 amino acids)
Source: RefSeq, a predicted model, not a curated record